Punctularia strigosozonata HHB-11173 SS5 is the source of this 372-nucleotide messenger RNA. RefSeq lists its product as uncharacterized. The record is from RefSeq and is a predicted model, not a curated record. Lineage: Eukaryota; Fungi; Basidiomycota; Agaricomycetes; Corticiales; Punctulariaceae. The transcript has 4 exons. The coding region runs from base 1 to 372 and encodes 123 amino acids.
AUGGAUGCACAGUUUGUCAGCAAAGGAAGUGAUAUUAUGGACUGCAGCAGCUUCUCCUUUCCGCAGUGCUACCCACUACUUGCUGCACCGGAGAGUCUGCCGGAGAGCCUGGGGCUGUCCACUCAGAGUCCGGUGAUUCCUAGUCUGAUGUGCGGGAAACCCUUGGACGUCUGGUCAUUUGUGUUUGUAAUAUGGCAGAUCAUCACAGGAAAGGCCAUGCACGUCGUCGUGCAGGCAUUCAUCUACCCAAACCCCGACCAAACGUUCCCUGAGCAGCCUACAGAUCCCAAUGUGGUAGUGCACGGCAUGAGCAAAGAAUUACACGGGCUCAUGACAGACUGCUGGUCUCUCGAUCCGGCAGAGCGACAAUGA